AUGACUAAGCAACAACAACCAGCCGUCUUUUACUGUAACGCAGCCUUGUUUGACUGUGACGGAACAUUAGUCAACUCUACCGGUGCCAUCUCUGAAUUCUGGAGAGAAUUCGGAAAGACUAGACCACACGUUAACCCAGAAGAAAUUAUUAGAACAUCACACGGAUGCCGUACUUUUGAUGUCAUCAAGAAAUGGUCACCAGAAGAUGCUGAACCAGUGCAAGUUACCGAAUGGGAAGGUAACAUUCCAGACUCUUUUGGUCAACACGCCAAAGCCAUUCCAGGUUCAGUCGAACUCGUUAAGGCAUUUGACAAGUACUCUGAACAAACACACGAUGGUAAACAAAAGUGGGCAGUUGUGACAUCUGGUACAUUGCCAUUGGCCACAAAAUGGCUUAAAUUGUUGACAAUUGAAAAGCCAGAUGUGUUUAUCACCGCUGAAAAAGUCACCAAGGGUAAGCCACACCCAAUGGGAUACCAAAACGCUAGAGAAACAUUGGGUUACGGCUCAGAACACGCCAAGGUUGUCGUGUUUGAAGACGCCCCAGCCGGUAUUGAGGCUGGUGAAAAGGCCGGUGCCAUGGUUGUUGGUAUCUGCUCAACCUACGACCCAGAAAAGGUUAGAAAAGCCGGUGCAAACAUUGUGGUGAAGGACUUGUCCAGCUUCCGUAUAGAAGGCUACAACAAGGAAACUGAAGAGUUUAAGGUUGUGGUUGACGAAUACUUUUACGCUGACCCAGUAUUUUUAGAAGAAUCUGCUUAA
Lodderomyces elongisporus is the source of this 762-nucleotide messenger RNA. RefSeq names its product glycerol-1-phosphatase (gene RHR2). Gene Ontology annotation, biological process: glycerol biosynthetic process; response to osmotic stress. The transcript has a single exon. Bases 1 to 762 code for a protein of 253 amino acids. The record is from RefSeq and is a predicted model, not a curated record. Gene Ontology annotation, molecular function: sn-glycerol 1-phosphatase activity; beta-phosphoglucomutase activity. Lineage: Eukaryota; Fungi; Ascomycota; Pichiomycetes; Serinales; Debaryomycetaceae.